AUGCCAGAUGACGAUGACCUACCCAUCCCCGCUGGUGAUCUCGGCAUCAUGGACGAUGAUGACCCCUUCACGUUCUUCGAUCCAGCAGGCGACAUGCCCGGGCUGAGCGGCGCGGACGACACGGAGUUUGCGGCCUCCAACCGCUCCUCCCGCCGAAGCAGCUACACAGACUACGACGCCAGCCACGACGCCAGCCACGACAUUGACGAGAGCUUCCGCGCGCCCUCCCCUCAUCGCCGUGCGACCGUUGGCGAGGUGAUGGUGGAGCGCCGGCGCAUGCUGUCCCCUCGCCAGGCCCGCCGCAUGAGCCUGACUGCCGCGCCGACCACGGGUGCUGCCCUGCGCGGAACAAGCCUCUCUCCCACGCGCCUGCGCGACACGGACACCAUCCCCGCGCCGCCAAGCCGCGUCGUGCACUCGGCCCGCCAAAGCCCCGUGCCGCGAUCAAGCGCAUCUCGCAGCGUCAGCCCCGCAGGCAAGCGCACAGCUGCUGCCGCCGCCGCCACGGCCCACCCGCGCUCGCAACACUCCUCUGCGCCGACAUCAUCUGCAGCGCUGUCGACGGACAUGGGUGGCGACAAACCACAGCAGCACGGCCGCGACCACGACAGCGACACGGACCACCCGCGCACGAAGAAGCGCACGCAGCACCGGCGGCACUCGCUCCACCAAGACCACCACCACCAGCAGCAGCAGCAGCAGCAGCAGCACCAUCAGCAGCAAGCGCACCGCCGUCACAGCCAGCCGAACCAGGACGAGGACUUUGACUUUGACACGGCGUCUGCAUUUGGCAACGACGACGACCAGGAAGGGUCUGCCGGGUACAAGUCGAAGCUUGCAGGCAAGCGCGGGCGCAGGCGACGGGAGAUCAUGCAGGCCAUGAAGCCCGAGGAGCUUGAGCGGGAGCGGGAGCUGAAACUGCAGAAGAGCCGGCAGUCUGCGCGCGAGUGCCGGCGCCGCAAGAAGCAGUACAUCCAGCGCCUUGAGGAGCGCAUCCGGCAGCUGGAGGCAAAGACGCAGACGCAGGCCAGCGACCUCGCCCGCCUGGCCCAGGAGAACGCGGCACUGCGCACGCAGCAGGGGCUUGAUGCAGGCACCCCGGCCUCCUCUGUGGUGGGACCGCCGUCGCCUGCGCUCUCCUCCAUGCGCGCAUCCUCCAUUGGCGACGCCAGCAGCCUGGCCACCGCUAACACCCUGAACAGCAGCACCGUCGCAGGGGACACGCCCAGCCUCAACAGCAGCGGCCUCAACAGCAGCGGCCUCAACAGCAGCGGCGUGGCGUCCAUGGGUGUGCAACCAGAGCGCACCUUCUCUGCUCCCCACGCCGUGCCCCACAUCACCAAUGCUCCCCCCACCACCGCCACCAGCGCCGCCACCGCCAACACGGCAACAGCACCACAGGCGCCGGGCACGCACGUGCUGGGCCGCACAGUGUCUGCGCCCACGGCCACGACGGCAAGCGCAGCACCGCGCUCCCAGGUGGACCCGUCGACACUCCCGCCCUCAGGGAUCAUGGGUGCUCUGGAGAGCAGCCGGGACACAAGCUUCGACGCGCUGCCCUCACCGCUGUGUGGGCCAACGUCCUUCUUUGGUGUCAAGUUCAAGAACGAUCAGUCACAGCAGCACCAGCACCAGCCACAUCACCAGCCACAUCAGCGCCAAGGGCAACCUGGCAGUACUGACGGCAGCAAUGGUGGCCAGCACAUGGCCAAUGGUGGUGGCGGUGUCAACACAGGUGGAAGUGAUGCGCCGGGCAGCACGCCCGUGAGCCCAGUAGUACUGCAGAGCCUUUUGUCGCAGCUGCACCGCCAAGAACAGCAGCUCAAGUCCCUGCAGCAGCAGCAGCAACACCAGCAACAGCAGCAACAACACCAGCAACAGCACCAACACCAACAGCACGGUGCAGCGAAUGCGAUGCAGGCUGGUCUGCUGAGUCUGCUGCAACAGGUGCAACUCAACACUGUGCAGGCACCACAGCCGCCGGUCACGUACGCUCCGCAAGGGCAGCACCAGCACCAGCAGCAGCAUCACUACGCCCAGCGCCAGCAGCCGCCCAUGCAGCAACAUCAGCAGCAACAUCAGCAAGGCCAGCAGCGGCCACAGGAGCACUUCAACAGCAGCGCCGCGCUCUUUCCUCUGCCCUUGGACACGAUGCCCAACAUGCCAACAACAACAUCAGCGACGGCACAUGUGGCUGCCAAAACCGCCACAACCACAGCCAUAUCCACGACCACGACCGCGUCCAUCGCCACCGCUGUGACCAGCACGGGCGGCACGACGUCGAUGCCACCACCACUUCCGUUUGAUUCGCCGUCAAAGGCAGCGCUGGAAGUGGAGCUGCUGCUCGCGGAGUCGAGCGAUCUCAUGUCGCAGUUGCACGCCGACACAUCUGCCGCCGCCCCGCCGCAAUCGUCCGCGUAG
Messenger RNA from Salpingoeca rosetta, 2421 nucleotides. RefSeq lists its product as uncharacterized. The coding region runs from base 1 to 2421 and encodes 806 amino acids. The record is from RefSeq and is a predicted model, not a curated record. Gene Ontology annotation, biological process: regulation of DNA-templated transcription. Gene Ontology annotation, molecular function: DNA-binding transcription factor activity. The transcript is spliced from 2 exons. NCBI's taxonomy places the organism in Eukaryota, Choanoflagellata, Craspedida, Salpingoecidae.